Molecule: messenger RNA, 2727 nt
Organism: Tribolium madens (black flour beetle)
Lineage: Eukaryota; Metazoa; Arthropoda; Insecta; Coleoptera; Tenebrionidae
Gene: Hnf4
Product: hepatocyte nuclear factor 4-gamma
Exons: 8
Coding region: 321-1742 (473 amino acids)
Biological process (GO): anatomical structure development; regulation of transcription by RNA polymerase II; cell differentiation
Cellular component (GO): nucleus
Molecular function (GO): RNA polymerase II cis-regulatory region sequence-specific DNA binding; nuclear receptor activity; nuclear steroid receptor activity
Source: RefSeq, a predicted model, not a curated record
CCUCGCCGCUUACGUAUCAUAAGUAAAAUAUAAAUUGAAAACGAGCGUUCGCUUCGUAACAAACCGCGACGACGACGAUCACCACAGAGAUAUUAUGCAGGUUGUCGUAAAUGUGUGGUGCGGUGACUUGGCAGAAUACUUUAGAAAUCGACGUGAAACGCACGCUUCCAGAUCAAAUUGUUCUUUCUUAUCACGAUGUCGUUGUGAUCUAGUGACCUAACGCGAGUGGAAAAACUUAAAUUUAGACUAUUUUAUCGGGCUGUUUUCAACCGCAAAGUUUAUUUAGUGAACGUGGACACUCAUUUCAGUGACUAGCUGAUAUGGGAUUAUAUGAAGCAGACACUGAAAUGACGAUGGCAGCGAGUAACAACUCGCUAACAGCAACCCUGAAUAACUCUGGAUCUGCAGGAGCAGCAGGAGUAGUUCAAAUGAGCCAACAUUGUGCCAUUUGUGGUGAUAGAGCAACAGGAAAACAUUAUGGUGCUGCAUCCUGCGACGGUUGCAAGGGAUUUUUCAGAAGAUCUGUCAGGAAAAAUCAUUUAUAUACAUGCAGGUUUAGUCGAAAUUGCAUAGUGGAUAAGGACAAAAGAAACCAAUGUAGGUAUUGUCGUUUAAGGAAAUGUUUCAAAGCUGGUAUGAAAAAAGAAGCUGUACAAAACGAACGCGAUAGAAUAAGUUGUCGACGACCGAGUUAUGAAGAAAACAAUCAAAAUAACGGCUUAUCAGUUGGUUCAUUGCUAAAUGCCGAAAUGUUAUCACGGCAAGUAGGAGCAGCACUGGAACAAAUGGGUCCCACUCCUGUUAACGAUUACGAUUUAUCCAACAAACAAUUAGCCAGUAUAAACGAUGUUUGUGAUUCAAUGAAACAACAACUUUUGAUUUUGGUCGAAUGGGCCAAAUACAUUCCAGCAUUCACAGAUCUUCAAUUAGACGACCAAGUUGCCCUUUUGCGAGCCCACGCCGGUGAACAUCUUCUUCUAGGACUCGCACGACGUUCCAUGCACCUUAAGGACAUUCUCCUUUUGGGCAACAAUUGCAUCAUCACCAAACACAGUCCAGUGAUGAUGUUGACAGACUCCCGAGUCUCUCCCGAUUUGGAUAUUUCCCGUGUUGGUAGUCGAAUCAUGGACGAACUGGUUAAACCUAUGACAGAAGUCCAGGUGGAUGACACUGAAUUUGCUUGCCUCAAGGCUAUUGUAUUUUUCGAUCCGAAUGCCAAAGGAUUAAGUGAGCCAGCACGCAUCAAGGCCUUACGUUACCAAAUCCAAAUUAAUUUAGAAGAUUAUAUUAGCGAUAGACAAUACGACAGUAGGGGUAGAUUCGGGGAAUUACUUUUAACACUUCCUGCUCUUCAGUCAAUUACAUGGCAAAUGAUUGAACAGAUCCAAUUUGCUAAAUUAUUCGGAGUCGCACAUAUCGAUAGUUUAUUGCAAGAAAUGCUCCUAGGAGAAUCGAUUCUAGGUGCCAGUAUUGACACGAACACAGCUGCAAUGAUGAGUAGUUCUGCUAAUACCAGCGUCAAUUACCAAAGUACCAGCGAUUCAGCUGAUAGUCCAGUCACAUCGCCAAACACAACACAAUGCAAUAGCCCAACAGAUCAUCUAAUAAAUGGGAAUAUUUCGAGUCCUCCAACAGCAACAUCGAAUGUUCUCAUCAUGCGUGAUAUUACACCAAUUGAUGAAAAUUCAUACAUGGCAUUUAAACAAGAACCCAUUCAAGAAGUGGAACAACACACAUUUUAAACUCCUAUUUAUCUAGAAUAAGUUUUUUUCAAAAAAGUAUUUCUACAGGGUAAUUUUAAUUGUGUUAUUAGUCAUCACACGAUUGCAUGAAGUGGUGUCGUCUUCCAAAACAUGAUGAACUAAUUACAGUGCCUUAAACUGAUUAUAAAAGUGCUUAUAGAGAGGCUGUGAAAUGAAUAACUACAUAUUAUCGCACCAAACUUUUCUUGGUUGCGUGGAAUUAUAUUAUUGCGUGUACCUAUUUUAACUUGCCAAUUUUCAUAGUCAUGCUUUUAAAUGAUAUUGAUAGGAAAGACCUGAUUGCUCAAUUUUUAAAGAACAAAUUAUGUAUAUAAUGUAAACAGAUCUCUUAUUGGCAGUGGUGUUUUAAUUUUUAUCGUAGGUGUAUGGAAUUUUUUAGUGUUAGCAUUACUAUAAAAGACACUCUUUUUUUUUUUUAAUUAAUACAUAAGUAAUUUGCCAUUGAGUUACUGACAUUUUGUUAUAUGUUUCUAAAUUAAAUGCUUUAGGAUAAGAAAAUAUAUGAUGUAUCCUUCCCUACCUAAUUUAACAUUUAAAUUUGUGAGUGGAAGGUCAGUGUAUAGUUAUAAUUUUUUUAAUUGGUUAUAUGGUCGACAUUGAGAUUUUACUCAAUGUGUAAGUAAGGGUAAUUUAACCUAUUUUGUUUGUUUUUUUUUCCUUUAUUUAGUUUGCAUUUUUCUACCAUUUAAGGUGGCAAGGUUCUUUGUUUUUUGUUACCAGUUAUGUUAGUUUUAUUGUUGUAUAAUCGGUGUUUGUAUGUUUUCUUUGUUUUAUUUAAUCUAUUAAGUUUCAUGUGUUAUGGCGAAAACGUUUGGUAUUGAAAUUAGUUUACCUAAACUUUAGAUAACAAAAUUAUGUCAUAAUGCAAUGCAAAAUUGCCGUUAUUUAUUUAGGUGAAUUGUUAAAAGGCUGGAGGUGGCAAUAUUACGUUUCUUUAUAUUAAUAUAAAUAUUUUAUAAAAAUA